GCUUGAAUUUUCCUCACGCAUUGUAUUUUGGUUUCAUUUGCCGUGAAGCUAAUAUAUAACAUCUUCAAGAGUGAAGCUAUUUGAAUGAUCAUGUCUAAAAUGGAGAUUCCAGGCUUGAGUUCAAACAUACUGUAUUCACUUUUCUUGCUAAUAAUUCAAUUCUCUAUUGCUUCAUGUUUACUCGUAGGAAAUGAGACUGAUAGACUCUCCCUGUUAGCCUUUAAGACUCAAAUUAGUGAUCCCCUUGGAAAAUUGAGCUCAUGGAAUGAAUCCUUACACUUCUGUGAAUGGUCAGGAGUUAUCUGUGGAAGGAAGCAUCGGAGGGUCGUAGAGCUUGACCUGCACUCUUCCCAACUGGCAGGCAGCCUAUCUCCCCACAUCGGCAACUUGAGUUUUCUCAGGAUACUUAACCUGGAAAAAAACAGCUUCAGCUAUCUUAUUCCACAGGAGCUAGGGCGUUUGUUUCGGAUCCAGGAGUUAAGCCUUGGGAACAACACAUUCAGCGGUGAAAUCCCUGUCAACAUCUCGCGCUGCACAAAUCUCUUGAGUAUUGGAUUGGCGAGCAACAAUCUCACAGGAAAGCUUCCUGCGGAAUUUGGGUCACUGUCAAAGCUACAGGUACUUAAUUUCCAACGUAACCAUCUGUUUGGUGAGAUUCCACCUUCAUAUGGAAAUCUCUCUGAACUUCAGAUAAUUCGUGGAGUGCGGAAUAAUUUGCAAGGAGGUAUUCCCGACAGUAUUGGGCAACUAAAAAGACUAGCAGACUUUACAUUUGGUGUUAAUAGUUUGAGUGGUACGAUCCCUUCCUCCAUAUACAAUAUGUCAUCCCUUGUUCGUUUCAGUGCACCACUUAACCAACUUUAUGGGAUCCUUCCUCCUGAAUUAGGCCUAACUCUUCCAAACCUUGAUACCUUUAACAUUCUCAGCAACCAAUUUAGGGGACUAAUUCCAUCUACCCUAUCCAAUGCCUCGAAAAUUUCUGAUCUUCAACUUAGAAACAACAGCUUCACUGGAAAAGUGCCUUCUUUAGCAGGCCUGCAUAAUCUACAGAGACUGGUAAUUAAUUUCAAUAACCUUGGAAACAAUGAGGAUGAUGAGCUGGGCUUUCUCUAUCCCCUUGCCAAUACUACCAGUUUGGAAAUCUUGGCGAUAAAUCACAACAAUUUUGGAGGGGUGCUGCCUGAAAUAGUUUGCAACUUCUCCACGAAGCUCAGAAUAAUGAUAAUAGGAGAAAAUAACCUACGUGGAAGCAUUCCAACUGAGAUUGGAAAACUCAUCGGCCUGGAUACUUUGGGCUUGGAGUUGAAUCAAUUGACUGGCAUUAUACCAAGUUCUAUUGGCAAAUUACAGCGUUUGGGUGUUUUUAAUAUCAAUGGAAAUAAAAUAUCAGGAAACAUCCCAUCUUCUCUGGGCAAUAUCACUUCCUUGCUAGAAGUUUAUUUCUUUGCAAAUAACUUACAAGGUAGAAUCCCAUCAAGUCUUGGAAAUUGCCAAAAUUUGUUGAUGUUGCGUCUCGAUCAAAACAAUUUGAGUGGUUCUAUACCAAAAGAAGUACUUGGAAUUUCAUCAUUGUCCAUGUAUUUAGACUUAGCUGAAAAUCAGUUGAUAGGUCCCCUUCCCUCGGAAGUGGGUAAGCUGGUACAUCUUGGAGGUUUGAACGUUUACAAAAACAGGUUAUCUGGUGAAAUUCCCGGAAUUCUUAGCAGUUGUGUGAGUUUGGAGCAUUUGAAUUUGGGGCCCAACUUUUUCCAAGGGUCCAUUCCUGAGUCUUUGAGUUCCUUGAGGGCACUUCAAAUUCUCAAUCUCUCCCACAACAACUUGAGUGGAAAGAUUCCCAAGUUUUUGGCAGAAUUUAAGUUGCUGACAAGUUUGGAUCUUUCAUUUAAUAACCUUGAAGGUGAGGUGCCUGUCCAAGGAGUCUUUGCUAGGGCGAGUGGAUUUUCAAUGUUGGGAAACAAAAAACUUUGUGGAGGAAGGCCUCAGCUGAAUCUGUCCAGAUGCACAUCCAAGAAGUCAAGAAAGCUGAAAUCUUCUACCAAGAUGAAAUUGAUAAUUGCAAUUCCGUGUGGCUUUGUUGGAAUUAUCUUGCUCGUCUCUUACAUGCUUUUCUUUCUCUUGAAAGAGAAGAAAAGUAGGCCAGCUUCAGGCUCCCCAUGGGAGAGCACAUUUCAGCGAGUAGCCUACGAAGACCUGCUUCAAGCAACCAAGGGGUUCUCCCCUGCUAAUUUAAUUGGUGCGGGUAGUUUUGGAUCUGUGUAUAAGGGAAUCCUCAGAUCAGAUGGAGCAGCUGUUGCAGUGAAAGUAUUCAACCUGCUACGUGAAGGAGCAUCCAAGAGUUUCAUGGCGGAAUGUGCAGCCUUGAUAAACAUCAGGCACCGAAAUCUUGUAAAAGUUUUAACAGCGUGUUCUGGCAUUGAUUUUCAAGGUAAUGACUUUAAAGCUCUAGUUUACGAGUUCAUGGUGAACGGGAGUCUAGAAGAGUGGUUGCAUCCUGUUCAAAUAUCUGACGAGGCACACGUGAGAAGAGAUUUGAGUCUCCUUCAGCGGUUGAACAUCGCAAUUGACGUGGCUAGUGCACUCGAUUAUUUACACAACCAUUGCCAGAUUGCCGUUGCUCAUUGCGAUCUGAAGCCAAGCAAUGUCCUUCUUGAUGGUGACAUGACUGCUCAUGUUGGUGACUUUGGAUUAGCAAGGCUCCUCCCACAAGCUUCCCAUCAGCUCUGUUUGGAUCAGACAAGCUCCAUUGGUUUAAAAGGCACCAUUGGCUAUGCAGCCCCGGAGUAUGGCCUUGGAAGCGAGGUGUCGCCUUAUGGGGACGUGUACAGCUAUGGCAUCCUAUUAUUGGAGGUGUUUACCGGAAGGAGACCUACUGAAGGCUUGUUUAAAGACGGGCUGAACCUUCAUAACUUUGCUAAAACGGCUUUGCCAAUCUCUGUGGCCGAAGUGUUGGACCCAGUACUUGUAACAGAAGCUGAGGAAACGAGUGGCGAUGCCUCUCGUAGGAUGAGCCAUAUUGGAAAUCAUAUGGAGUGUCUUGCUGCUAUUGUCAAGGUUGGAGUGGCUUGUUCUGCAGAAUUCCCAAGAGAACGCAUGGAAAUUAGCAGUGUUGCAGUUGAACUGCGUCGAAUCAGGCACAUUCUUCUGGGACCUCAGACUCAUGGGGAGCGCUAAAUUAUUGCUGCACCAGAAGGUCUGUGAUCAGGAGAUCAGAGUGGCAAUGAAAUACUAGAGGAUCCAAAGGAGAAUAGAUGCCAACAUCUAAAUGGUAGAAGAAUUGGAAUAAGACUUCCCUCGUGUUGUCACAUGAACUUGUUUUAAGUUUCAAUAUGUCAAUGCCUGCUUUCAGUUUAGAGUGCCUUGCUGGUAUGGUAGUCUUUCCAGUUAUGUUCACUGCAUAUUUGUAGACGAAUAUAAGUAUUUCGAUGAAUUUAAGGAUGGAAUAUCUAGUGAUUGAUACCACUUUUUAGUUUGAA
Messenger RNA from Populus trichocarpa (black cottonwood), 3473 nucleotides. Its product is annotated as putative receptor-like protein kinase At3g47110. NCBI's taxonomy places the organism in Eukaryota, Viridiplantae, Streptophyta, Magnoliopsida, Malpighiales, Salicaceae. Gene Ontology annotation, molecular function: ATP binding; protein kinase activity; protein binding. Gene Ontology annotation, biological process: protein phosphorylation. The record is from RefSeq and is a predicted model, not a curated record.